This is a messenger RNA of Rhopilema esculentum, 2545 nucleotides long. RefSeq lists its product as uncharacterized. Gene Ontology annotation, cellular component: nucleus. The record is from RefSeq and is a predicted model, not a curated record. NCBI's taxonomy places the organism in Eukaryota, Metazoa, Cnidaria, Scyphozoa, Rhizostomeae, Rhizostomatidae. Gene Ontology annotation, molecular function: DNA-binding transcription factor activity, RNA polymerase II-specific; RNA polymerase II cis-regulatory region sequence-specific DNA binding. Gene Ontology annotation, biological process: regulation of transcription by RNA polymerase II.
UUCCCUUUUGAUAUUUGCUAACACAACAACCUAUGAAUUUUUUCAGUUUUUCUGAUCUCAAGAAACGAUAACAGGUUGCUCUUAGUGAAUACGAAGAGAAGAAAACCUUUGAAGGACCGUAAGAUGACUACUCUUCCUUGGAUCACAUCGCCAAUAUUAGCAAAGUGUUCUAACUGGGUGCCAAAUAUUGGAAUAUAAAGGAGAUUUUAGGCUUCUCGUUCAUGCAACUUCGACAACUCUCAUUUUUGCCUUCAAAUAACUACAAUUGACUUGUCUGCAAAGGGAAUAUCAAAACAAAAUAAUUCCAAUAUUAUUGGCAUUGAAUUUGGUUGAAAUUUGUAGAGCAUUAUUUUGAAAAAAAUUGUAAGAUGGGUCAUUUGGCGCUAGGAGAAUAAUUAGCAACCUAUUUUGAGGGAGCAAAGUUUUUUAGCGGGGAUUACCUAGUUUUCACAGUCUUAGCUUACUUGAUGAAAAUUUUGCCACAUAAGUCCCUUCCUAAAUGCAAUUCUUUGUUUUCAUCCGUCCCGAAAGUUCCUGUUGUAUCGGCCAUUGAUUCUGUGCGUUUGUUGUUGUAAGUGUUGCCGACGGAGGAGCAGCAUUUACGUCAUGGCUUGUUGUUGAUUCCCGUUGACAAGUAACGGCCUACACGAAGGUUCGGUUUCGGAAUGAUUCUUUUAAAGUUCACAGAUAAUUAAAACCAGACUGUCACUAAUGAAAGCCAGUUAACCUUCUUCGUGUUAGUUGCGGGGAGGCUCGUACUUGGAGGCAGUCAAGUAUAACGGAAGAUAUCGAGUUGCAGCUUCUUAUCUUCUUAUCUAUACGACACCGUUCCACUUCACCAGCCAUUUUGAAAUCUCUUUGAAAGAAUUUGCAUUCAAGCCAUCAGCUGUAUUUGACGAUGAUGAGGAUGAUGAUUGUGUGUUCUCAGAAAAUACAGAUCUAAUGGAUCUUGAUGAGUUUCUUUCAGUCCAUGAAGGGAGAGCUGCUGAAGAUGAGAAGGGUCUGUCUGGGGGCAGACAUACAAGUGACUUGCUAUCAGACCUUUUGCAGACUGUCCACAAGAAUCUUGGCAUCCCCCGAGGAAGCCAGCCUUCUGCUUUUAAAAUACCUGGAGAUGGCUUCAAAGGAAACUCAAAUAAUGGUUCUAGCAAAGAGAAAGGUGAUAGAUACCCUCUUUCGGAUCAUGAGUAUGUAAAUAAAGAGUGCAAAGUUGAAGUUGAGAGUGAUGAAGAGGAGAACCAUGAAGAUGAGAUUGAGGAUACAAGAAAGGAAGUUGCCAGACAGGGAAAAUCAAAAAGAAGGAAGUCCCAUACAUACAGAUACAAUCCUAAACCUGUGCAGAAAAAGAGUUGCAGAAACUUUGUUCCAGAUUCAUUGAAAGACAUUGACUAUUGGGAAAAAAGAAAGCGGAAUAAUUUAGCUGCAAAGAAGUCACGAGAGGAUAGAAGGAGAAAAGAACUUGAGGUGUUAAACAAGAUGGCCAAUCUUGAACAGCAAAAUGCCGAUUUGAUGGAUCAAGUUAAAUCGCUAGAGGAAAAGAAUAAAAUACUUUUGAAGAAAUUGAAGGAUGCAACAAGUACCAAGGUUUGAAGGAAAUGGCAUAUUUUAAGAUAUGCAUGUACCUGUGUGUUCACAGUUCCCUAAGCAGGUUUUUGUCUGUUCCAGAAUUCAGUGACAGGAAGCCAAACUUGGGACCAAAACUGUGCUCAUCAACAAAGUUUUGGAAACAUGAUAAUUGGCCAAUUGGCUAACCCAAAUCUAUGUCAAGCCAACAUAGGAUGCCUACUUGCUGUAUUCUUGUUUCUGUUUAUACACUGGAGGACAAUUGAAAGUAGAAACUUGUAGAAUCAACAGUGAAAACUGUAAAUAUUUUCGUUUUUCAACAUGUUAUUGUUCAUAAGCAAAUCAGUUUCCAGAUGUAUUGUAAUAUAACGUGAUGCUGCCUUAGUUUAUCAACAUGUUUUCCCAACCUAAAACUCAAGUAAAAAAACCAUCCAUAAAGUUAUUGGUGCUCAUAAUGUCUUGGUUUGAUUUAACAAAUAUGUAAGCCAAUCUGUUGUCCUUCUCAGGGUGAGCCAGAUUGAGAAGCUUUGUCAUAAACAAGAUGCUUAACAAUGUUCAGUAGAAACAACUUUGUAAUAAUGAUUAAUAAACAACCUGAAUGCAACAAUUUCCAAGGAUCUUCAUUUACCCGAUAUCAAUUCAAUGUCUUGUGUGUAGUGUGUGUUAAACAACCCUCAAGUCAUUUCUAAUUCUCUUACCCACAGUAGAAAAUUAUGUUUCUGAGCUCUCCUAUACAAACUCUUUCUGUAAGAUACUUAGCACUUGCAUGUUGUAGUUAUCUCAUUAGUUUUGCCCAAUUAUAACAAAAUCGGUAUUUUUCUAAAGGUUUUUUUGUUUAGAAUUGGUGUUUUUGUAAAUUGUGUGUGUUGGUUUUGUUACUUUGUUAUGUUGAUGUGGGUAAUAUUAAAAGUGUAAAGUGAAAUGUAAGUAAGGUCUAGGACCAUGGAAGCAAAGACAAUGAAUUGUCGAGAAGAACACAAAA